Aspergillus uvarum CBS 121591 is the source of this 1299-nucleotide messenger RNA. RefSeq lists its product as uncharacterized. The transcript has 4 exons. Gene Ontology annotation, biological process: protein homooligomerization. Bases 1 to 1299 code for a protein of 432 amino acids. The record is from RefSeq and is a predicted model, not a curated record. Lineage: Eukaryota; Fungi; Ascomycota; Eurotiomycetes; Eurotiales; Aspergillaceae.
AUGCGGCGCAGUCCCAAAUCCAACCUCCCGCCCGAGAGGGUCUUCUCCAUACAGAUCGGGACGGAGCUAUUUCGUCUGUCGGGGGCAUCCAUUGCGUCUGAUGCUCCGUCCUACUUCUCCCAGUUCUUCGAAGAACAAAUCCGCCAAAACGGCGACAAUCCCAACAUUCGCACCCUGUACAUCGAUCGCGAUCCGACCACGUUCAAAGAGAUCGCCAAGCAUCUGCAGGGAUACCACAUUCAACCCACAGACGGGUCCCAAUUCGUCAAGUUCUUCGCCGAUGCUCAAUUCUACAGCUUACCACGCUUAAUAUCCCAGCUAUUCGAGUCGCAAAUCUUCAUCCAGAUCGGCGAUCGCAACUUCCAGAUCCCCCGCGACAUCUUCUCCGGUCCAGGCGACUCGCCGAACUUCUUCACAUUGGGGUUCGCGGCCUUUUUCGCAUCGCCCGUCGAAGUGUUCCCAGGACUUGAGCGUCACGGUCUUCUCCGGCCCCCGGCCAUCACACCCCCCAGCGUACCAAACCGUUCCGGGGAAGUCUUCGCGCAGCUUCUCCACCUGCUCCGGGGCUACCCCCUGCGGAUCCGAAACGAGGAGCACCGCGCGGAGCUCCUGCGGGACUGUCGCUACUUCCACCUGCGCGGCCUCGAGCAGAAGAUCAUCCCCCACCACAUCAGCUUCAACCCGAUCCUGGGGCGCGACGAGAUCAUUAUCCGGCUCGAGGACGUGCGCCGGUCCGGGGUCCACCUCGAACAGGGCGCCAGCGCCUGCGACAGCAGCUGGGUGCGGUACUCGCGGCCGUUCCUCGACGAGAAGAAGUACGACCUGAUCGUCGAGAUCGGCGACGAGAGCACCAUCCUCGACCUCACCACCAAACACCCGACCUUCUUGAACCUCACCAAAUCCCGGGUGACGAGUCUGCUGCAGAUCGUGGCGAGCAAGAAGCUCGCGGAGCUGGGCGAUGUCGCGAUCAAGGACGAGCAGAUCUGGUUCGUGACGGGCCCCGAUACGAGCCUGACGGUGGACGGGGAGCAGACGAGUUACCGGGAGGUCGUGGGUUACUCGACCCCGGGCGCAGACAGUUCGUCGCAGGAAUCCACGAACAAGCGGCGACGCAUGGAGGAACCCGCCAACAGCCGGGUCUGGGUGGUGCGCAACGGCCAAUGGCGGAUCUGUGUGCGGCCCAGCGUGAAUCAGGGCAGUCUGGACUUUCUUCUCAGGGCGGUCCAGUUGGAUGUAUAUACCCAGGAGACCGUGCGCAAUCGGAGUCGACCAUUCUUGGGGUCUCCGGGGAUUGCAUGA